UUUCGACUUUCGAGUUUCUACGUAACUAAUCUGACAAUUGACAUUUCUGGAAUCUGGAUUUUGAUUUGUGAAAUCUGAUAACAACAAAUUCUCUGUGUACUAUUAAAAUUAUUGAAUACAGGCAGCAAGUAUCUAAAGCACUUUAAAAUGUCCAGUGUAUCAAAGAGAAGAAAAGAAGGCACUAGAGCCAAGAUCAAGAGUAUGGGUGAUCACAGGGAGUUCUUAAAGAGAAUUUCGAAAACAUUAUACUAUGGACAAUUGCCGACUUUGCCCUGCUUGAGCCUUCCAGUUACUGAGAUAUCUUGUGAGGUAUGGUCGAUGGCGCAGCGUGGUCACUCGGUGCGGCGCCUGCACGCAGACCGCGCGGCCGCCAUCGCGCGCUCCGCCUGCGUGUCGCCGUGCGCUCUUGUGCUCGCCAUUCUCUACCUUGAGAGGCUAAAACGCUGCAAUCCUAACUACCUCGCCGCAACACCCCCAGCUGAUCUCUUCCUUGUCUCAUUGAUGGUAAGCAAUAAGUUUCUCCAAGACGAUGGUGAGGAAGAUGAAGUGAUAUGUUCGGAGUGGGCUGCCUCGGGCGGCCUGGACUUGCAGCAGCUGAAGAAACUUGAAGCAGAAUUCCUGAACGCUAUUGAUUGGAAUGUGUACAUCAGUGAAAAGUCCUUCGAAUCGGGCCUCUCGUGGCUGGAGCGGCAGGUGGCAAUGAAGCAAGGCCACCUGCGCGGCUACUUCACGUACUCGGACCUGGUGGCCAGCUACGACCCCGCGCUGCUCCGCGAGCUGCUCCGCUCCGUGUCGGCGGCCUGCUUCGCGCUCACGCUCAGCUACGUCACCAGCUUCAUGACCCUCGUCACCUCCACGCUGGUGAUCUCGCACGCCUGGCUCCCCACGCUGCAGUACAUCGCCGCGAGGGGCUCGCUCUCCACCGCCCUCGACGCCAGCCUACGCUCCCAGCCUCAGCUCCUCACCAACACCACCAUCGAUCUCAAUACAGACUUCAUACCGGAGGACUCCAUUAAUAUAGACGCCCUGAGGUGUUGCGAAAAAUGGCAGAAAUAUCAAGACAAUUUGCAGGAUAAGAAGACUUGGUACAAUGGGGCUCGAUCGGACGAUUUGAAACUGUUUGAGUCCUGGUGGUCGAAGACGUCUGUUCUGAAUUGGUUGUAUCAGAGUUCACUAAUCAAUCCGAUGCAGAAAUGGUUGGAAAAGAUCAAUGAAUAUGCAGAUUUAAUAAAGAACAAAAUAGAGAGCGAGAAAUCAAAUGACCAUUGCAAUAGUUUUAUGCGGAUGACAGACAGACAGCAUUGCAUUCAACAGAGGCUCAAUUUUAGUAAAUUAAGUUUAUUUGCCGCUUCCGUUUCGGAUCGGUGAAUAUUGUGUAGUUGAUGCUCAAAGUGUCCUCUCUCCUUUAUCUUACACUGUAUUUAAAAAUGUUAAAAAAAUGGAUGUUUCCACUAAACUUUAACCAAUAAUAAAUUGUAACAAAAUUCUUAAUAAACACUUCGUCGUAACCACGAGAAGUUAAAUACGAGGGCAACUGAAAUAAAACAGUUUCCUUAUUUUACUAGAAACUUCGAUCUUUGUAAUGAAAACAAAAAUAGCGCUAACUUUUCUAUGUAUUAUAUUUUUACAUCAUAAUAUGUUUUCAUAUAAUAAAUUCUAAAACCCUA
Molecule: messenger RNA, 1667 nt
Organism: Zerene cesonia (dogface butterfly)
Lineage: Eukaryota; Metazoa; Arthropoda; Insecta; Lepidoptera; Pieridae
Product: protein CNPPD1
Exons: 5
Coding region: 148-1368 (406 amino acids)
Biological process (GO): regulation of cyclin-dependent protein serine/threonine kinase activity
Cellular component (GO): nucleus; cyclin-dependent protein kinase holoenzyme complex
Molecular function (GO): protein kinase binding; cyclin-dependent protein serine/threonine kinase regulator activity
Source: RefSeq, a predicted model, not a curated record